CAGGGUUUUUUUUCCUCUUUUGUUUUUAUUUUUUUGCAUGCCAAGAUUUAGUUAUUCCAGUAGCUGAGGUUUACAAUUUUGUAACGAUUUUCCAUAUGAAGUACUUUAAAAAAAUCUUCCUACAUUAAUCGGUGACUAGUUGUAUAGUGUUAAUAGAUUUUUAUGAAGUCAGCCACUAGCCUCCUAUAUGGAUUAACUAACAAAACUGUAGGUAAAUAGCAUUAACAUUUGUGAGAAAUUUCAAGAGAUUAAAUCAGUGAGUUUGGAAUAAGUAGAUAAGAAAAAGACAAAAGCAAUUACUCUUAAAACUGAUCUUUUUCACAAGAGUACAGAGAUGACUACACAUAUAUAUUGCUAGGGGGUCCAGAAGUAAUUGCAGAAAGAAAAAGUACUCCUGGCCUAAAAAUUUGACUGCAAUGUUUCUAUUUCCUGAAACAUUUUCAUUCAUAAUCUCCAGGCAGAUUUUUGAUACUCUGGUCAUAACUAAUUACAGUUGUUCAUUCAGUAUUUCUGCAAAGCAAGAAAAUGUCAACAAUUACGUACCAUUCUGUUAAAUUAUUGGUGAUAUUUGUUAAUGCUUCACCAUGAAUAUUCUGUUCUGGGCACUGGUAUGAAGGACAACAUACUCAACCAAGUAAAAGACCUAGACCUUACCUCAUGGGAUUUUAAAGCUGAUGGCAACAUUAUGCAUAUUUUAUAUAUUCGUAGGAAAACCUCUAGGUAUAACAAUAGGAGCAAAAAAUUUUCUGAAUUUGCAAUCCUACUGUAAAUGAAGUUCAGAUUUCCCAAGAGGUAGCAUUAUAGCAGCAAGGUUGCAAAUUGUACUUUGAAGACCAUUGAUGGAGUAUAUCUUGUAAGCAUGCGUUCUUGUGUAUGUACCCAUCUGUCAUAGCAGUUCAAAUAUAGGGGAAGAAAGGCUAUAAUUAUAUUUGCAUAAAAUGGUUGGCUAAUAAAGAAAUGCAAUCCUAGCACUUCAAAUUUUUAAUCCAUUUAAAAUAUAGUUAAGAGCUGAUAUAUAUGUCAAUGAAUAUCCUAAGAAACCCUGUAGUUUACCUGCCAACAUGUAACGAUGUAUUGAAUCAAUAACCAGUAUGGAAAUUGCAAGAGUUCCUUAUCAAAAGAUAAGAGCUUAAAUUUUAGUGUUAAGCACACAUAGCAAUAUAGUAAAUGCUGUGCUUCACUAGAAGGUGUUGUGCAGAUGGCCUUUUAAUCUCCACAAUUUAUAUUUUAUUUCCUAGACUUGCACAUGAAGUGCAUAUGUUCAUAUUUACCCAGUUUGGAGAUGGGUAAGAUACAGCCAACAUAACUGCAUCUCCAUGGCCAUCUUUUAUUUCAUGCCACUGUCCUUUUUCCUGUCCAAGGGAAAGAAAGAACAUUCUUAAUAAACAGCUGUCAUGUCUCACCCCAUGUGUUCAGUGAUACAAAAUCUCUUAUAUAAAAUACGUACAGUCUUUGGAAUACUUGUUUAUCUGGUAAAUUAACCAUGUUUAUAGAAUUACUUUCUCUUUAACUAUCCAUCAUAGAAACUAAAUUCUGCCUUCAUUUUGUUAAUACUUAUUUGCCUUUGGUUUUGUUUAGGAAACCCCACCUGUUUCCUAAUACUCAGAGCUGAUUGCCUCUCAGCGAGCCAUGGUCAGAUCAUCUUUUUCUCAAGAAUACUGACCUGCAUUCUUGAUAUAUUCCCCCUAGUUCCCAUCUUGCAGGUGCUCUUAAAGGAAAAAAAUGCACGCACUUCACUAACAGAAUACUUUCCUAUGUCUAAAGUUCUUCACCUAGAAAUUAAUCUUUGCUGUUAUUAAUAAUAUCCCUUCUCACAGUUCUGGAGCAUAUAACUGGGUGAGUUGGAUACAUAUCUCAGAAUUUUUUUUAUCCCUCACUUUUCUGCUCACAUGGCACCACGUGAAACUUCAUAUUUUAUUCCUGCCAAGUUUCUAUAUGGUGUAUUUUCAAGCAGGAAAAGUGUAUAUUACUUGAAGCAAACAGUAUGCAUUAUUUGACUCCAUAAGAGACCCUUUGAUCUCUUAAGACUGAGUUAGGUGUGGUGUCCUUAGAGUUUCUAAUUUGUGAAUCUCUGCUCUGAUUAAUUAAAUGACAUAGUCUAUUAUUCUGCAAAGUCAUACAUUGCAUUCCUUAUCUUUCAAAAUUCCCCAAAACCUAAUCAAAGUUUUUUUCCCCAAAAAAACUUGAAUUUUAUCCUUUGCCACCUACACCUUUUUAUUGCUAAGUAAAGGAUUACAUUAAAUUUAUAAAUUUGAACACAUUUGUAAUUGUUUUAUGUUACUAAAUUGUGCCUGAACUGUUUAUUUUCCACUCAGUGAGAGUACAGAAAGAUACUUAACCAAGCUUCUCGCUAAGCCUGGGUACUUACAAUCUCAUGUAAUUUUCUUUAAAGGUGGAAUGUUAUCCUGGUUUACAAACCAGUUAGGCAUAUUGGAAAGAGCACAGGCUUUGGAGUCAGACAUUGUUUCAAAUCCUGGCUCUGACAGUGUGUGACCUGGGCGAAGUCACAUAAUCACACCACCUUAAUUUACCCUUCUGUAAACAUGGGGUGCUAUUUACCAUGUUUAAUAGUUGCAGAGUAAAUGAAUUAAUAUAUAAAGCACCUGGCAAAUAAUGGGAAAUUCAAAAUGGUAACUACUACUACUGUUACUGUUUGUCACUAGACUUAACAAAACUUCUGAGUACAGCUUUGAUUAUUUUGAAGUUCUAUUGUAUUACCAUGCAGCUGUUAAAUACUUGUGUCCUUGAUAUGCUUGCAUGUCCUUGGUGGAUGAGAAAUUAUUACUCUGAUAUUUGAAAGGCGUUUGGGGGUUCAUCAAGAUGAGAGGUAUGAUAAAUAUAAGAUGCCAUUGUUUUUACCUGUACUUUCUUCAGGGUAUCCUGUCUUGGUAGUGAAUGGAAGAGGGCCUGGUCCCUGGGGCAGUGCAGAAGGCACUUUCAUCAUCUCACUCACUGCAAAUGUCAUGUGAGGUUUCAUGGAAGUAUUAAGAGAUCCAAUUAAGAAGAAUAGUUCUGAGUCUAAAGCAGCCCAGAGUGGCUUCUCUAGGGGAAACUCCCCGCUCAGCUGCCCUGAAUCUGUGGAGGCUAGUCCAGCAGUUAAUGAGAAGAGCGUGUAUUCCACUCAUAAUUAUGGGACCACUCAGAGGCAUGGGUGUCGAGGACUGCCUUACGCUGAUCAUAAUUACGGAGCCCCUCCUCCUCCGACACCUCCUGCUUCUCCCCCUGUCCAGACGAUCAUCCCUCGUUCUGACCUGAAUGGCCUGCCGUCGCCCGUAGAGGAACGCUGUGGAGACAGCCCGAACUCUGAAGGAGAGACUGUUCCUACCUGGUGUCCUUGUGGUCUUUCUCAGGAUGGCUUCCUUCUCAACUGUGACAAGUGCAGGGGAAUGAGCAGGGGGAAGGUUAUUAGACUUCAUCGGCGGAAGCAGGACAACAUAUCAGGUGGGGAUAGCAGUGCAACAGAAAGCUGGGAUGAGGAGCUUUCUCCUUCCACUGUGUUGUAUACAGCAACACAACACACACCUACAAGCAUCACCUUAACUGUUAGAAGAACCAAACCCAAGAAGCGGAAAAAGAGUCCAGAAAAGGGUCGUACAGCACCAAAGACAAAGAAAAUCAAGGCAUUUCGAGAGGGAUCCCGGAAGUCCUUGCGGAUGAAGAAUUCGCCUUCUGAAGCACAGAAUUUAGAUGAGAAUACAACUGAGGGAUGGGAAAACCGGAUAAGACUAUGGACUGAUCAGUAUGAAGAAGCUUUCACUAAUCAGUACAGUGCAGAUGUACAGAACGCCCUUGAACAACAUCUACAUUCUAGCAAGGAGUUUGUGGGCAAGCCUGCUGUUUUAGACACGAUCAAUAAGACUGAAUUGGCCUGUAAUAAUACAGUUAUUGGUUCACAAAUGCAGCUACAGUUGGGAAGAGUCACUCGUGUUCAAAAGCACCGGAAGAUUCUGAGGGCUGCAAGAGAUUUGGCUUUGGACACUCUUAUAAUAGAAUAUCGAGGGAAAGUCAUGUUACGACAGCAAUUUGAGGUCAAUGGGCAUUUCUUCAAAAAACCAUACCCCUUUGUGCUCUUCUACUCAAAAUUCAAUGGUGUAGAGAUGUGUGUGGAUGCACGUACUUUCGGUAAUGAUGCUCGGUUCAUCAGAAGAUCGUGUACACCAAAUGCAGAGGUGCGACAUAUGAUUGCAGACGGGAUGAUUCACCUGUGUAUCUAUGCUGUGUCUGCCAUCACCAAGGAUGCUGAGGUCACCAUAGCAUUUGAUUAUGAAUACAGUAACUGCAGUAAUUAUAAAGUGGACUGUGCAUGUCACAAGGGGAACCGGAAUUGCCCUAUACAGAAAAGGAAUCCCAGUGCUUUGGAACUGCCACUCCCACCUCCUCCAAGCCUACCCAUCAUCGGAGCAGAGACUAGACGGAGAAAAGCACGGCGGAAAGAGCUAGAGAUGGAGCAGCAGAAUGAGGCUCCAGAAGAGGAGACCAACCCACAGCCAGAACAAGCUUCUGAGAAAGUGACUGUAUCCAGUGACCAUGAGGAAAUAGACAAUCCAGAAGAAAAAGCAGAAGAGAAAGAAGAGGUUACAGAUGACCAGGAGAACCCAGCUCAUAGCAGGAGGACCCGGGAGGACAGGAAGGUUGAAGCCAUCAUGCAUGCUUUUGAAAACUUGGAGAAAAGAAAGAAGCGGCGGGAUCAGCCCUUGGAACAAAGCAACUCUGACAUAGAAGUUACUACCAUCGCUUCAGAGAUGCCUACAGAGGAAGAGACAAAACCUGAAGCCCCUGAGUCUGAUGUUAGCAACUCUGUUUCAAACGUGGCCAUUCUAAGCACCCCGCAGAGUGUGGGCGUGAACACCCGGAGGUCUUCCCAAGCUGGGGAUAUUGCUGCAGAAAAACCAGUCCCUAAACCACCUCCAACAAAGCCUUCUAGGCCCCGACCGAAGAGUCGAAUUUCUCGGUAUCGGACCAGUUCAGCCCAAAGACUAAAGCGUCAGAAGCAGGCCAUUGCACAGCAGGCAGAGUUGUCACAAGCUGCCUUGGAAGAGGGAGGAAAUAACAGCUCAGUAACUCCUACUGAAGCUGGAAGUAUAGACACUUCAGGAGAAAACAGGCAAUUAACAGGGUCUGACCCAACAGUGAUAUCAGUUGCUGGAUCCCAUGUCAACCGCGCUGCAUCUAAAUACCCCAAAACCAAAAAGUAUCUAGUUACAGAAUGGUUGAAUGACAAAGCAGAGAAGCAAGAAUGUCCUGUUGAGUGCCCUUUACGUAUCACCACGGACCCAACUGUACUGGCAACAACCCUGAACAUGUUACCUGGUCUUAUCCAUUCCCCGUUAAUUUGCACCACCCCCAAACACUACAUUCGCUUUGGCUCACCCUUUAUCCCUGAGAGGCGUCGAAGGCCCCUUCUGCCUGACGGCACAUUCAGCUCCUGUAAAAAGCGCUGGAUAAAGCAAGCCUUGGAAGAAGGGAUGACACAAACAUCAUCUGUACCCCAAGAGACUAGAACUCAGCACCUAUACCAAAGUAAUGAGGAUAGUAAUUCUUCUAGUAUCUACAAAGACAAUGCAGACUUGUUGAGCCCAUUAAAGAAAUGGAAGUCUCGUUAUUUGAUGGAGCAGAAUGUCACCAAGUUACUGCGGCCUCUUUCUCCAGUCACACCACCCCCUCCCAAUCCAGGCUCAAAGAGCCCCCAGCUGACCACACCUGGCCAGUCUCACCCAGAAGAGGAAUGUCGAAAUGGAUACAGCCUCAUGUUCUCACCAAUCACGUCUCUUACUACUGCCAGUCGCUGCAGUACUCCUCUGCAGUUUGAGAACAUAUCCUCCCCUGAGAGUUACCCUGCGAAUAGGCCCGAGUCCCUGUCACCUGAGCUUUGUCACCGAAAAGACUUGGACUUGACAAAAGUAGGCUACCUUGACUCCAACACUAACAGCUGUGCUGACAGACCUUCCCUGAUCAACUCAGGUCAUUCUGACCUGGCUCCUCAUCCCUCCAUCGGGCCCACCUCUGAGACUGGCUUUCCAAGCAGGAGUGGGGAUGGACAUCAGACCCUUGUGAGAAACUCGGACCAGGCAUUUCGGACAGAGUUUAACUUAAUGUAUGCCUAUUCCCCAUUGAACGCUAUGCCUCGAGCUGAUGGAUUAUAUCGAGGGUCUCCCCUCGUAGGGGAUAGGAAGCCUUUACAUUUGGAUGGGGGAUAUUGUUCCCCGGCAGAAGGGUUUCCCAGCAGAUACGAGCAUGGCUUUAUGAAAGACCUCUCUCGUGGAUCCAUGUCACCCGGUGGUGAAAGGGCUUGUGAAGGAGUCCCAUCUGCCCCCCAGAACCCACCACAGAGGAAAAAGGUAUCCCUGCUGGAGUACCGCAAACGGAAACAAGAAGCCAAGGAGAAUUCUGCCGGUGGGGGAGGUGACUCUGCACAGAGCAAAAGCAAGUCUGCAGGAGCUGGGCAAGGCAGCAGUAACUCACUCUCUGACCCUGGUGCCCAUGGUGUACAGGGAUCCUCAGCCCGAACCCCAUCUUCCCCUCACAAAAAGUUCUCCCCAACUCAUUCCUCUCUGUCCCAUUUGGAGGCAGUAAGCCCAUCUGAUUCCAGAGGCACUUCAUCUCACUGCAGACCUCAAGAGAAUAUCAGCAGUAGGUGGAUGGUUCCUACAUCAGUAGAAAGACUCCGAGAAGGAGGGAGCAUCCCCAAAGUCCUCCGAAGCAGUGUGAGGGUGGCCCAAAAAGGAGAGCCUUCUCCCACGUGGGAGAGUAACAUCACAGAGAAAGACUCAGACCCUGCAGAUGGAGAAGGCCCGGAGACACUGAGCUCAGCACUCUCUAAAGGAGCAGCCGUUUACAGCCCUUCCAGAUACAGCUACCAGCUCCUGCAGUGUGACAGUCCGCGGACAGAAUCACAAAGCCUCCUUCAACAAAGUUCCUCCCCCUUUCGAGGACAUCCCACCCAAUCUCCAGGAUACAGUUACCGAACUACUGCACUGAGACCUGGGAAUCCCCCCUCUCACGCUUCUUCAGAAUCCUCUCUCUCCUCCACAUCCUAUUCCAGCCCCGCCCACCCUGUGUCCACAGACUCGUUGGCCCCAUUUACGGGGACACCAGGGUAUUAUAGCAGCCAGCCACAUUCUGGAAACAGCACGGGCAGCAGUCUUCCAAGGAGGAGCUGCCCGUCUAGUGCUGCUAGCCCUACCCCACAGGGCCCCACAGACUCACCGACCUCAGACUCGGUUUCCCAGUCCAGCACAGGAACUCUGAGUUCCACCACCUUUCCUCAGAACUCUAGGUCAUCAUUGCCAUCAGACUUACGGACUAUCAGUCUGCCCAGUGCCGGGCAGUCCGCUGCCUACCAGGCCUCCAGGGUAUCUGCGGUUUCCAGCUCACAGCACUACCCGCACCGCGGGGGUGGGGGUGUGCACCAGUACCGGCUCCAGCCGCUGCAAGGGUCGGGAGUCAAGACUCAGACGGGACUUUCCUAGGGCUUCUGGAUUUGGGCAAACAGAACUAAUUGAGCCCAUAGCUGCUUCCUUCCAGCUGCCUCUGGAACCUAGGCCAAGCAGAUUGCUGGGGAAGGGGGUACAAGGUGCCAGAGGAUUGGGUCUGGUCGACAAGAAACAAGACUUGUGGUCGCGACUGGCUCUGGCCUUGGAGAAAGAUGUAAAUCUUGUCUGAAGCAGAGACUAUAAAGAAGUUUCUCCCUGCUGUUAAGGGUACAUUGUUGACAAGCAAAUGGUGUUUCGGUUAGUAACGGUUCUAAGUGCAAUGAGUGUGUUGAAGCCUCCGUCUCCCAUCGUUGCCUGUAGCCUGUAGUCACUUGUGCAGUGAGGACAUCUUUUUAAAUCCAAAAAAAAGUUUUCUUUCAAAGGGAAAAAAAAAACGAAAAGAGCCAAUCUCAAAGCCCCAAGCCAUCUGAGUAGUGUUAGGGUUUUAUGCACUUAAGAAAAAGGUAGGUAUGUAAAUGUUCACCUAACACAACCAUUCCAAAAGCAGAUAUAUGGCCAAGACAUGUCCACCAGGAAUGUUUCUACCUUUGUCUUAAAAUCACCAAGAAAUAGGCAGGGAUAAUGAAGCUUGGAAUGUGCUCUGACCAAGGAGUACCUUGCUCUCUGAAGAAGAGCUGGUGGUCAACUCUUGAUUAUUCAGGAGCAGAUUAUCCUAGUAGAUUGUCUGAGUCCCCAGCUGUUACCAUUCCCAUCCCCCUCCCCAAACUAUUUCACAGCUCAGUAACCCAUGGAGUAAGUAGGCAAAGAGAAAUGAUAAGUAAGAUGGGCCAAUUUGCAUUGCUACGUAUCAGCUGUUGGCAAUAAAUUUGAUUAGGAAGGACCCCAAGUGGUUUGGGAAUUCUUUGAAUUUUAUUUUUUCUACUCCCAAUUAAUCAGGAGGUGACGAUCCCAUGAGUAGGACCGCCUCCAUGAUUGGGGAGCAUGCACUCGUGACUGCAGGGUAAGAGUGGAGAUGUGUGUGGAGUGGUGCCGACAGGACUGUGAUUGUGUGUGGGCGUGUCCCACAUUUCUUUGGGGGAUGCUUAUUUGAGAGGGGCACAGGUGCGAGUUACAGAGCCACCCACACACCUAACACUGUUCUGGAUGAGAGAGAAAAGCAGACUGGCUUCUCCCCAUCAGUGCAUUGUGCCUGUUGUACACCCCUGGAGGAGCCCUGGAGCCAGCCCAGGUGGGGUACACAAUCUUUUUAAAUUCCAUACGGUUGCCAGCUUAUUUCUUUCACUUGUUUACUGUAAUAUCCGGCGUGUUUUUAUUUAUCUAAUUUUGUAUUCAGUUAUAACCAUGGUAGGGGUAGCAGAUCUGUGACAGGUGUAAUCCCUGGUGCUGCAGUGGACCUUACUUCUUUUCUUUUGGACAAGAUAAUACUGUGAGUCUCCCUCCUCCCUUCCCUCCAGUUUGUUUCCUCCCCCUUUUCUUCCCCAGCCUCUUGCAUCCCCUUCCUUCUACCCUCCUACAACUAUCAUAUGCACAGUCUUCUCUCUUUGUGUGUGACUGUUACAAAAUUUCACUUUUUCAAAAUUGAAAUCAGGUGUUUGCUCAAAUGAGGGGAGAUUUUUUUUUUAUGCUGAGACCUCAGCAGAAUACUUUUCUUUUUGUUGUUUCCCCCACAAACCCAUCAGUCUGGGAGAGCGUUGGGAGUAGAAAUCAUGUUGCCUGGGAUGCUGGUUUCUUUGUAUAUUAUAUAAAACGUAUGUAAAUGUCUCUCCAUUUGGGCUGGGGUUUGCUUUCUUCCCUUGGCUGUUAACCAAGGGGAGAGGCCAGCGGGCAGGCGGCCCUCACCCUGCCUGGCACGUGCAGAGACCCCAGCUACUCUGUGUGGGCAGGGUGCUGUCAAGACCAGACCUCUGGGGGGGAUGGGGGUGGGGGUGGGGGGAACUCUUGGAAGGGAAGAAGUAUCACUUCUUUCUCAAGUGGAGUGUUUACACCUUGCUGUAACAUUUGAACUUUCACAAGAGAUGUAAUAAUUUUGAUAAUAAAAUUCUUAACCAUAAUAA
Hipposideros armiger (great roundleaf bat) is the source of this 9487-nucleotide messenger RNA. It is a transcript of the gene SETD5, whose product is annotated as SET domain containing 5. The coding region runs from base 2976 to 7469 and encodes 1497 amino acids. The record is from RefSeq and is a predicted model, not a curated record. Gene Ontology annotation, biological process: regulation of DNA-templated transcription. The transcript has 23 exons. Lineage: Eukaryota; Metazoa; Chordata; Mammalia; Chiroptera; Hipposideridae. Gene Ontology annotation, cellular component: Rpd3L-Expanded complex; Set3 complex.